Molecule: messenger RNA, 1179 nt
Organism: Eublepharis macularius
Lineage: Eukaryota; Metazoa; Chordata; Lepidosauria; Squamata; Eublepharidae
Gene: FAM187B
Product: family with sequence similarity 187 member B
Exons: 2
Coding region: 1-1179 (392 amino acids)
Source: RefSeq, a predicted model, not a curated record
AUGUUCCCUCGAGCAGCUGUUGGGGGUCUGCUCCUCAGCUUGACUUUGGCCAUUACCAAAGGUAACCUGUACGAAGGCCACUCGCUAGGGACGCCAUGUCUUCCCAGCCACGUUUGCACGCUAGCCUUUGUUUCUGACAACCCGCUCGUCCUACGUUGCCCUCAUGCCCUGCGCAGAGUCUUCUGGCACUACCACAGCCCAGCCCGGAACGAUGACGAAGUUCUCACUUUCUCGCUCUCCAGGAGCUCCCUUUCGCCUGCACUCAGGAAAGCCCAUUUGCGAAGGCUGCAGUUCAAGUCCCGGCUCUUUGCUAACAAGCUCUACAUCCCAAGCCCUAGCGUGCAGGACUCUGGAGUGUACACGUGCCGCAUAGGUGACGCCGUACUUGCCUACUACCAGGUCGAUGUUCAGGACGCUGAGAGCAUCUACGUUUCUCAUGCCAGCCUUGGAGAAACCACCCUGGGCAAUGCCACUGCGGAUCUAGGAAACGGGACGCAGGCCAAGCUGUUUACCUCUUGGAGUCCCUGGCAGCCUUGCGAUCGCUGCGGCCCUCCUGGAGAAAGGAAGCGUGUCGGAUUUUGUUAUGCCCAGGUGAUUGCAGCGAAGGAUCGCCACAUGGAAAUGCUGCUGCCCUGUGGAAUGGCCCGAAGGAAGCACCCGAUGCUGCCCAAACGGGGGCCAGAGCUGAGAGUGGAAGCCUGCCAGGCCCCCUGCAACAAGCCCUCCCUGCUCACCAAGGGGGAGCCCAACACUAUGCCAGUUCUCGUUUACAACACUUACCAUCCUGAUUUCCAGGACACCAUCUACUUGCGCUGUCCAACCUCUUCCAUCUACAGCCCCGUUUACUGGCAGGAAGGCCCCACAAAGCUAACACGCCUCCAACUUCUCCAGCGGAACAGCAGCUCCGAGAGCCUGGACGAGGCGACAGGCGGCGGGAUCCUCCUGCUCACCUUCCAUAACGAGUCGCAAAGGACUUCCUACCAGUGCUACGUCAACGGGCAUUUGACGGGCAAGUUUGUGGUCACCUUCCCCAGCACCUUCUCAACUGCUGGACAGUUCACCCACACCUACAACAUCAUCGAGGUGCUGGUGGUGGGGUUGUCUUUGUUCCUGGUGUUCCUGAUGUUCCUCAGCAUCUUCCAGUCCUGCAGGAGGAAACAAGGAGCCUCUCUUGUCUAG